AUGACCGGCUCCCGCAACAACGCUUUCACAAACAUGAGAAUGGGUGAGAUAAUCCACGAGAAAGUCCAGGAUGGUGUGACUGGCGAAUAUCGGGAUCUAUCAUAUACGCAAUGCAAGAUCGUAGGAAAUGGCUCCUUUGGUGUCGUAUUUCAGACAAAGCUGUCGCCCAGUGGAGAAGAUGCUGCCAUCAAGCGUGUAUUGCAAGACAAGCGGUUUAAGAAUCGCGAACUUCAGAUCAUGCGCAUUGUGAGACACCCAAAUAUCGUUGAGCUCAAGGCCUUUUUCUAUAACAACGGCGAGCGGAAGGAUGAAGUUUACCUGAACCUCGUGCUUGAGUUCGUUCCUGAGACAGUGUAUCGAGCAUCGCGGUACUUCAAUAAGAUGAAGACGGUCAUGCCGAUACUCGAGGUCAAGCUGUACAUCUACCAGCUCUUCCGAUCGUUGGCGUACAUCCACUCCCAGGGUAUCUGCCAUCGCGACAUCAAACCGCAGAACUUGCUGUUAGAUCCUGGCAGUGGAAUUCUUAAGCUCUGUGAUUUUGGCAGUGCGAAGAUCCUUGUCGAGAACGAACCCAAUGUUUCGUAUAUCUGCUCUCGCUACUACCGUGCCCCAGAACUCAUCUUUGGUGCCACAAACUAUACGACAAAGAUCGAUGUGUGGUCGACUGGAUGUGUCAUGGCAGAGUUGAUGCUUGGCCAGCCUCUGUUUCCAGGGGAGUCUGGAAUCGAUCAACUGGUCGAAAUCAUCAAGGUUCUCGGUACACCCACUCGGGAGCAGAUUCGAACCAUGAAUCCGAACUACAUGGAGCACAAGUUCCCACAGAUCAAACCGCAUCCCUUCAACAAGGUCUUCCGCAAAGCGGACACGAAUGCAAUCGAGCUGAUUGCUCAAUUGUUGGAGUACACGCCUACUCAACGUCUCUCGGCCAUUGAUGCAAUGGUGCAUCCAUUCUUUGAUGAGCUGAGAGAUCCAACUGCUAAGCUUCCUGACUCCCGCCACGCCAAUGGAGCUCCGAAGGACUUCCCUCCACUCUUCAACUUCACUCAUCAUGAACUUUCUAUCCGGCCAGAACUGAAUCGACAGCUGAUUCCAGCUCAUAUUCGCCCAAUCCUUGCAUCGCAAGGCCUCGAUAUCGAAUCGCCAAAUUUCAAGCCUAUGUCCAAAGACGACAUGCUCGCAAGAUUGGAUUAA
Molecule: messenger RNA, 1191 nt
Organism: Pseudovirgaria hyperparasitica
Lineage: Eukaryota; Fungi; Ascomycota; Dothideomycetes; Acrospermales; Acrospermaceae
Product: Pkinase-domain-containing protein
Exons: 7
Coding region: 1-1191 (396 amino acids)
Biological process (GO): protein phosphorylation; signal transduction
Cellular component (GO): cytoplasm
Molecular function (GO): protein serine/threonine kinase activity; ATP binding; protein serine/threonine/tyrosine kinase activity
Source: RefSeq, a predicted model, not a curated record